This is a messenger RNA of Drosophila hydei, 1779 nucleotides long. Its product is annotated as cationic amino acid transporter 2. Gene Ontology annotation, cellular component: plasma membrane. Gene Ontology annotation, molecular function: amino acid transmembrane transporter activity. Gene Ontology annotation, biological process: transmembrane transport; amino acid transport. The annotation marks the transcript as partial. The transcript is spliced from 4 exons. The record is from RefSeq and is a predicted model, not a curated record. NCBI's taxonomy places the organism in Eukaryota, Metazoa, Arthropoda, Insecta, Diptera, Drosophilidae.
AUGAACAAAAUGUUUCGUGCCCUCACACGCCGCAAGCCGCUUGAUGACUCAACGGCAUCUAGGUUAGCCGGAGUACUCUCCGCAUUUGAUUUAACAUUCCUUGGUAUAGGCAGUACACUGGGUGUAGGCGUCUACGUACUGGCUGGGGAAGUUUCCAAAAGCUAUGCUGGCCCAGCAGUUGUCAUCAGUUUUCUGAUUGCUGCCAUAGCUUCAACAUUCGCUGGACUUUGUUAUGCAGAAUUCGGCGCACGGGUUCCAAAAGCCGGCUCGGCAUAUAUUUACAGUUAUGUGACCAUUGGCGAAUUUGUUGCGUUUCUUAUUGGUUGGAACCUUAUCCUUGAGUACGUAAUAGGUUCCGCCAGUGUUGUUAAGGGAUUAAGCACCUAUUUGGACUCAUUGUGUAGUUAUGCAAUGCGAGAUUUUCUUAACAAACACAUUCCAAUCCACGUGUCCGGCUUCAGCACCUACCCGGAUGUAUUUGCAUUUGUAGUGACCUUGCUUUUCACUUGGGCUAUUGCAUCAGGUGCCAAAGAGUCAACCAGAAUUAAUAAUAUCUUUACUAUUAUAAAUCUCGGAGUAGUCCUGUUCGUCAUUUUUGCAGGGAUCUUCAAUGUUAGUAGUAGCAACUGGAAUAUACCAAAAUCUGCAGUUCCGAUGAAUUACGGCGAUGGGGGAUUUAUGCCUUAUGGAAUUUCUGGAGUUGUCAAGGGAGCCGCUGUUUGUUUUUAUGGCUUCAUAGGCUUUGAUUGCAUUGCAACAGCUGGUGAAGAGGCAAAGAAUCCAAAGAAAUCCAUACCAUUUGCUGUGAUUGUAUCAUUACUGAUAGUUUUUGUAGGCUACUUUGCAGUAUCAACCGUGCUAACUAUGAUGUUGCCCUACUAUGAACAAGAUGAGAGCGCCCCCUUAUCACACGUCUUUCGUAUCUAUGGAAGGCACGUAUCAGAAUAUAUGAUAUCUAUUGGCGCAAUUUUUGGACUGUGUUCAAGUCUAAUGGGUGCCCUGUUCCCGUUGCCACGUAUUGUGUUUGCUAUGUCAAAUGAUGGGUUGCUGUUUAAAUGCCUGGGCGAGAUAAGUAAUAAGUAUAAGACACCAUUUAAAGGUACAAUUCUGAUGGGGUUACUGUGUGGUAUACUGGCGGCCAUAUUUAAUCUGAGCCAGUUAGUGAACAUGAUGUCCAUUGGCACCUUGCUUGCUUACUCUAUGGUGGCAAGCUGUGUGCUUAUGCUGCGCUACGAGGUAGAUGAUCAUCACGAUAGUCAAAUUCUUGACGAGGGAGGAAUCUUAUGUAAUGGUGUGGAGUUUUUCAAACAAUUAUUAAAUAUCAAUAAGCAGAUGGUUCCUACGAAACAGUCAGCACACAUUGUAAAAUCCAUUGUCAUAUUGUUUUCGCUCUGGUGUCUGGUUUUCACAAAAAUCCUCAACCAAUUUGAAAAUGACUUAGAGCAUAUAUCAAAGAAUGAUAUUUUCUUUUUGAUAUUUACUAUCAUAGCAUUAAUAAUUAUGCUUAUCAUAAUAUCUCGUCAACCUACCUCUCGCGUUGAUUUGUCAUUCAAGGUACCUCUGGUGCCUUGGCUACCAGGCAUUUCGAUACUCAUAAAUAUAUAUUUAAUUCUGAAACUAGAUAUAUUAACCUGGGUGCGCUUUAGCAUAUGGAUAUGCAUUGGACUGCUGAUCUAUUUUUAUUAUGGCAUACGACACAGUCGUCUGAAUCAGAGGGAGCUUCGAAACAACUCCAUAGCUCUGCUUAAUGAUUCAAAUAAAUCGCCAUUUCUAUGUGAA